Vicugna pacos (alpaca) is the source of this 4907-nucleotide messenger RNA. RefSeq names its product crystallin beta B3 (gene CRYBB3). The record is from RefSeq and is a predicted model, not a curated record. Gene Ontology annotation, biological process: lens development in camera-type eye; visual perception. Gene Ontology annotation, molecular function: structural constituent of eye lens. Lineage: Eukaryota; Metazoa; Chordata; Mammalia; Artiodactyla; Camelidae.
CCGGGUCCCUUCCUCGGAUAUCUGAGUCAUGAUGGGAACACGAGUCCUGGGUGCAGGACAGUUGGUGCCUCCUGCCAGCUGGGCUCCUUGUAGUUGCCUUAUGAACUCACAGGCUCUCGGAGUUCUGAACAGAAGGCGGUCGAGGGGCAGGCACUUUAUCCAAUCCCAGAAAGGGUCUCUAACCGUGUGACUGAGAAUUCAUCUAGAGAAACCUAUAUUUUUAACAUUAAAACAAACGGGGGCUUCCCGGACCUCACAGAGUAUUGGAUGUCUACAAGUGCUUUUAUAUUUUGUAACUGUAAAGAGGUUUCCUACGCACAGAAGAGCAGUUGGGAGUCUGGUCGACUGCCCUAAAACAAAAUGACCUCUGCAUGUACAAAGAUGUUGCAUUCAGACUAUGAAAACAGCAAAUAAAGCUUUGACGCGAGCUGCACUGGAGAAGUGGGCGUGUCAGUGUGUGGAUGAAUGGGCGGCCCCACGCAUGCAUGCCUGUCACCAGCUGAGUCAGUCUCUCCUCUGUGCUGAGCUGGGGGCCAGGCAGCGGGAGGCCGUAGCGGGGGUCCUGGGAGAGGGGCCCUGUGGACACAAAGCAGGAUGUCCGUACAACGUGGGGGUUGAAUCCUCAUUCUGCCUCCUCCUGACUCUGGGGUGUGUCUGAACCCCCACCAUUCUCCAAAAUAGGGGUGGUGACAGUGACAUUAGUGGACAAAAGGUUAAGGCAGCGGUUCUCAGUUGGGUGGAUUUUGCCCCUGUGGACAUCAACUGGCAAUGACAGGAGACAUUUUUGGUUAUCACAGUGGGGUAGGGCGUUGCCAAGGGCAACUAGUGGGAAGAGACAAAGGAUGCUGGUAAAAUCCUAUACUGCACAGGACAGUCUCCCCCAAUCCAUCAUCACAAAGAAUGAUCCAGCCCCAAAUGGCAAUAGUGCCGAAUAGUUGAGAAUCUGGGCACAUAGUAGGUCUUCAGGAUCUAAGGAACUGAUGGUGGGGGGAGUCACACCUGAUAGGCUGUCUCCACCACUGUCUUCCCCUUAGAUUCCCCGCAAGUGGCCACUGAAUCCCAGGUUAAAGGGUUGAAACCAGCUGUGCUUUCCAUGAGCACCAGCGGGAAGUAGCCCCUUGGCUGAAAUGGUCAUUAGUAGGAGGGAUCUUCAGUGAGUAGAAGUAAUAAAGUAACAAAAAUGAGUGCUUUGCUUUCCUGAUCUCUCAAUGGCUGGAGUAAGAAUCUCCAUUCAUAGGUGAGGAGGCUGUAGCUCUGACUUUCAGUAAGUCAUCCAAGGUCACCCAGCUCCACCUGUUUCCAGAGUCCAGCUGUCACUCACAUGUCCAGGGGUACAGGGGUCUUGGGUCCUGCCUCUGACCGGGCUCACUGUAAAAUGAACACUGAAUGUGAUUUUCACCUUUUGCCUUUUUUCUUAAAAGCAAAAAAAACUCUCCAGAUUCCUUUCAGUUAGUGAAAACAAGUACUAAUUAACGUAGAUCUUUCAUAAAAGCAAAAUGGCCUAAAAGCAGGAGAAUUCUGUAGCUAUCAUGGGUGAAGUUUUUCUUUGUUAGACACACACACACACACAAAUGCCUGGAUCUUUUUUUUUUUUUUGAUCAUAAAUAAGGUGACUGUCAUGAUCAUCUUUAUUUCUACUGAGGCUAAGAGCUGGGUCCUGGAGCAGGCCAGCCCCUCCUUCUCUCUCCUGUGUGACCCCGGGUAAGUGACUUCACCUCUCUGAACUCAAGUUUCCCCCUCUAUAAAGUGGGGAUCUCAAUUCCUCCCCUACAGAAGGCAGCAUGAGGACUGAAUGCUUGUGAAGCUAGCAGAGUGCUGUGCACAUAGUAGGUCUUCAAUAAAUGGUCACUGUUAUUUGUGUAUGCCUUCUUUUCAUAUAUUUUUUCUUUUUUUAAUUGAAGUAUAGUUGAUUUAUAGCAAAAAGCGAUGCAUUCUUUUUCAUAUUCUUUUCUAUUAUAGGUUAUUACAAGUUAUUAAAUAUAAUUUCCUGUGCUCUACUGUUGUCAUAUAUGCUUUCUGUAUGAAGAAAGUGAAUCUUUUUUUUAAUCACCAAUGCAACUCAGUUGACUGCUGGAAAUAUUCACAAUAUAGGGGUAAUGUUAAGCACGUGCUUUAGACAUUUUUGAAGAUUGCAAAAUAGACGAGUGAGUCUCAUAGUGCCUGGCAUAGCAAGUGUUUGAUAAUUGUUAUUUUUUGUUAUUAUCAACAUAAUUUAUUUUACCAACUUUUCUUGUUGGACUUCUACUUGAUUUCCAAUACUUUCAUACUUGAAACAGCUCUGUGAAAAACGUCUUUGUCUGACUGUCUGCAUGUAUGUGUGUAUGUCUAAGAAGACAUUUGCUAAGAAGACAUUUGCGUCUUUGCUGGGUCUGUUACAACUUCCCGUGGGAAUGGCUGGAAGGACUAACACCCAACAUGGAGGGUAUUUUAGGGUCAUUGGACUUAACAUUUAGGCCACAUGGCACAUGGGAAAAUGGAGAGAUUCCAGGGCCCCUGGCUUCAGGCACUGGCGCCAUGGCAAGGACGCCACGCACCCAACAGGAAGACAAGGAAAGGGAGUUGGGGGGCCCUGGGGAGCUUUCCGCCCUGAAGCCCCCCUCCCGGUGCUGUCGGGCUGCCCACAGAGCUGAUGUGGUCUGUCUGCCCCCCAGGAAGUCACCAGAGGCCACGGCUGAGGACACACAGGCACGGGGGCCUCCCUGGCCCUGCUAUUAGGGUGAAAUGGCCCGAGCGGAAUCGGGCAGACAGGGCGCAGCCUCAGCAAGCCGGGAUGUGCUGGGCUGUCAGAAAGCGCGCAUAAAUAGGGCGCGCCUUGCGGCAGCAGGCUGAGUCUGCAGACGGCGCGACCCCUCGGUUCUUCCCAAGGCGACUGCAACAGGUUCACUCUGGGAUUUGGGGACUGAGGGGCAGGUGGCCCCCAGAGGGGCAUGCUCGGCUGGCCCCCUGCACAAACUUGAGGGCCGGAGCUGAGAGCGAGGGCCCAGGACAGCCACCAAGGCCAGGGUCGAGCCCUUGGGCUGGAGCUCCAGCAGGAGGGCUACAAAGACUGAGCAGAGCUGGGGAAGGGGAGUGGGCAAACUGGAGGGCUGCUGCAUCUCCUGAGAGGCCUCCUGCUGAGGCCGGACACGGGCAGGCAGACAGCCCGUGGGCCGUGCAUCACUGGGCCCGUGUCCAGAGUAGCUGCUCCCAAGGAGUGGGGGGUGCGGGAGGCGUGGCUGGGCAGCAGGGGUGGGGUGUAGCUGUGGUUCCCUAGGGACACUGUGGACGUCUGCAGUGGGCAUGCAUGUGUGCAGGAGAGUGGAGGGGUAGGCUGUGUUUGUGCAACAGGCGGGAAGUGACCAUGUCCAAUGACCAUGGGAGACUGUGUGAGUGCGUGUGUGCACGUGUGUGUGCUGCCAAACAGGAAAACUGUCCUGUGUGUCGGCGUGUGCAGCAUCAUGAGAAUCCUUGCACGUGACCGCUGCAGGCCGGGUGUUGUGUGGCACAGCGCCUAGGGAUGAGGGUCUGUCUGUCUGCCGGGCUCUGUUUGUGCCUGUGUCUCUUUAAGCGACUGGGACACAGUCAGUCCUCCAGAAACACAUAGGGAGUGAAUAACUGAAUGCAGAGAAACGGGGCUGGAGGGGGUGUCCCAUGCCUUCUCUAGCUGUCCAUCUGUCUGUCCAUCUGCCACCACUCUGUUCUGUUCAUCCCUGUCAGCCAGCACAGGGCCAGGCACCAACUAGGUUCUCACGAAAUCUUUGGCAAAUGAAGUAAUCAGAGAACAAAAGACUACUGCUUGAGGUGCGGAAGGGGGAGAUGUCCCAGUGGAGGAAGCCCAUUGGAGGGGUCUGGAGGUGCCGGGUCCGCACAGAGCUCUGGGUGCAGGGAAGGGCCCAAUCCCAGCCUCACCUCCCUGGGCCUCAGGAUUCCCCUCUGUAAAAUGGGGGCCCUGAUCCCCCUGUCCCCGUCCCUGGGGUCCCUAGUAUGAGCUCCAUGGGUGUUUGCUGAGUGACUGAACGACCGACUCUAGGUUGUGAGUAACGACCUCAUCUCAGAGGCAGCCCAGGUUCUGUAGCUCAGCCUCGACGCCAAUCACAUCGACACCUGGUUUCGCCCAUUCUCCUUUGAUUGAAGCCACAGGUGUUUCCGGCAGGAUGGCGGAGCAGCGCAGUGCCCCGGAGCAGGCUGCCGCUGGCAAGAGUCAUGGAGGCCUCGGAGGCAGCUACAAGGUGAUCGUGUACGAAAUGGAGAACUUCCAGGGCAAGCGGUGCGAGCUCACGGCCGAGUGCCCCAACCUGACAGAAAGCCUGCUGGAGAAAGUGGGCUCCAUCCAAGUGGAGUCGGGACCGUGGCUGGCGUUUGAGUGCAGGGCCUUCCGUGGGGAGCAGUUCGUCCUGGAGAAGGGGGAUUAUCCUCGCUGGGACGCCUGGUCCAACAGCCACCAUAGUGACAGCCUCCUGUCCCUCCGGCCUCUGCACAUUGAUGGCCCGGAUCACAAGCUGCAUCUGUUUGAGAACCCAGCUUUCAGUGGCCGCAAGAUGGAGAUCGUGGACGAUGAUGUGCCCAGCCUCUGGGCUCAUGGCUUCCAGGACCGUGUGGCGAGCGUCCGGGCCAUCAACGGGACGUGGGUUGGCUAUGAGUUCCCUGGCUACCGCGGGCGCCAGUACGUGUUCGAGCGGGGCGAGUACCGCCACUGGAACGAGUGGGACGCCAACCAGCCGCAGCUGCAGUCCGUGCGCCGCAUCCGCGACCAGAAGUGGCACAAACGGGGCUGCUUCCUCAGCAGCUGAAGGGCGCCCAGGCCCCAGUGGCCCAGGCCCGCCCUGGGGGGCAGCGAGGGCAAGAAGAGGAGGCUCCAGGGCCGGGGUGAGGGCCUGCCUGGCCACCCUUCCCCAGAAUCUGCUCAAUAAAGCCUGGGGCCGGUCCCC